This is a messenger RNA of Neopelma chrysocephalum (saffron-crested tyrant-manakin), 9363 nucleotides long. It is a transcript of the gene ELK4, whose product is annotated as ELK4, ETS transcription factor. Gene Ontology annotation, cellular component: nucleus. Gene Ontology annotation, biological process: regulation of transcription by RNA polymerase II; cell differentiation. The transcript is spliced from 5 exons. Gene Ontology annotation, molecular function: sequence-specific DNA binding; DNA-binding transcription factor activity, RNA polymerase II-specific. The coding region runs from base 591 to 1913 and encodes 440 amino acids. The record is from RefSeq and is a predicted model, not a curated record. Lineage: Eukaryota; Metazoa; Chordata; Aves; Passeriformes; Pipridae.
CUUGGCUGUGAGUGAGGCUGAUGAGCUUUGAGCUACAGCGAGGUGGUACUUCCUAAAGGGAAGCAGCCUAAUGAAAUAAUAGCAGUUAAAUUCUGGGAUGCAACCUGCAUGGAUUUUUAGGAGGAGGGGUAAAAAAAGGAGAAAAAAAAGGCUUUGCCACUGUGAAAUUCUGUUGCUAAUCUGAUUUCCACGUGGCUGCCUCCCGUUGCAUCAGUCAGCCCGUUUUGGUGCAGUGCUGAUCCGGGUUCCCAAAGUGCUGGAGAUAAAUGCAGCGUGGGAAUAAUCACUCAACUUCAUCUUCCUGCUCUCUCUUAGCACGUAUCCCUGGCAUUGACAGCUCUGCAGAUCCUCCUGUCUGCACGACACAUGCGUGUGCAUCAUCCCCGGGGAUGAGGAGCCGCAGCCUCAGCCUUGGAGACACGGAAUGUUGCUGGCAAACGUGGGAUUCCAGGCGGUUCUGAGGCAGAGCUGAUCCCCUUUGGAUCAGCUGGCACGCCAUGGGAUGAGUCUGGAAGCACAGCCUUGAGUUUCUUAGAGUACUGAGCAAUUAAUUUGGGCAAGCAGGGAGUUGUACGUGCGCACUCACUGCUAUGGACAGUGCUAUCACCCUGUGGCAGUUCCUCCUCCAGCUCCUCCAAGAGCCUCAGAACAAGAACAUCAUCUGUUGGACCUCCAACGACGGGGAGUUCAAGCUGCUGCAGGCAGAGGAGGUGGCCAGGCUGUGGGGGAUCCGCAAGAACAAGCCCAGCAUGAACUAUGAUAAACUCAGCCGAGCGCUCAGAUACUACUACGUGAAGAAUAUCAUUAAGAAAGUGAACGGUAAGAAGUUUGUGUACAAGUUCGUCUCGUACCCCGAGAUUUUAAAUAUGGACCCGCUUGUCGUGGGCCGGAUAGAAGGAGACCCUGAACUGACUGGCUUUGGGGAGGUCAACAGCGCUCCAAAGGACGUGGAAAACUGUGGGAAGGAGAAGUCCCAGUCGUGUGCGAAGUCCUCGAGCCGCAACGACUACAUCCACUCAGGCCUGUACUCCUCCUUCACCCUCAACUCCCUCAACAGCUCCAGCGUCAAACUCUUCAGGUCCAUCAAGAUCGAGAACCCGGCGGAGAAGCUGACGGAGAAGAAGCCUCAGGAGCCGACCCCCUCCGUCAUCAAGUUUGUCACCAUGCCCUCCAAAAAGCCGCCCUCGGCCCCCCUGGUCUCCACCACCUCCGCCGCUCCCGCCGCGGCCUCCUCCCUUCCCAUGGGAUCCGAGGAGACCCUGCAGACCUUGGAGACGCUCGUCCUGCCCAAGUUAACUGUCCCCGAAGCUCCAGCACCUUUGCCAAACUUAACCACCACCAGCUUCACCCCGACCCCCCCCAUGUCCUCGGUGUCUCCCACCCUCCAGGUCCCUUCCACGCCCCCGUCGCCGCCCCUGAGCUCCAACCCCGACCUGGACAUUGACACGGAUAUCGAGUCCGUGGCCUCCCAGCAGCUGGAGCAGGCCCAGAGCCUUCAGCACCAAUCCCCAGAGCCCAAAGAGCAGGAUUCAUCCGUGCUGGAGAAGGAAUUUGCCAAUCACCUCUCCAGAUCUAAGAAACCCAAAGGGCUGGAGUUGGCUCCUACUCUCGUCAUUACAGGCAGCGAUCCAAGUCCUCUGGGGAUCCUGAGUCCUUCUCUCCCGACUGCUUCUCUUACUCCAGCACUUUUCUCUCAGACUCCCAUCCUGCUGACUCCCAGCCCUUUGCUCUCCAGCAUCCACUUCUGGAGUACCCUGAGCCCGGUGGCUCCUCUCAGUCCUGCCAGGUUGCAAGGUGCUAAUACCCUCUUUCAGUUUCCAUCAGUGCUGAACAGUCAUGGCCCAUUUACUCUGUCUGGACUGGAUGGACCCUCUACCCCUGGCCCGUUUUCCCCUGAUCUCCAGAAGACAUAGCACAUGGAACUCAUGGAAAAGGACACAUUGGCAAGCAAGGGAAAGAUGGGACACUUCUAUUUAACCACGUUUUUUAAAAAUGAGCAAUUUAUAAUUCCACACAGAGAUUCUCAACAAUCGUAGUUUUCGCCAUUCCCAAGUAAAAAAAAUGCCUUUUUUUUGCAAAAUUCCCUUUUUUUCUGAAGAACCCAGGUUGGGAAUGUAUAUGCAAAGGCCUUAAUAGGAGCUGCAGCUCCAGUUUUCUUCUCUUCCCUCCUUGGUUUGGAAGAUUUCACGUGGUCAAAAAGGGACUUUUUGGUCGGUGUUGCAGCAACUGAGUCUGCACUGAUUGCAGUGAACAGUGUCAGGGAAGUCUUUUCUCUGUGACUUUUGGGGAAAAAAAAAACAAAACAAACCCUCUGUUCUUCUGCUUCCUGUGCUUGGCAAGAAGAUCUGUGAUCAGGAUGGAAGCUGGCAUUCCAGGAAAUGCUUGGGAAAGGGGUGUGUGCACUCCAGCUUUGCCUGGGGGGGCCACGGUGACUUCUGCAGCAACAAAAGCAGCCUGGUCUGUUCUGCUGUAAAAACAUCUUGUCUUUUUUGCAGGGAGAAAUUUUCAAGGACUAUUCAAUGAUGCUUCAUAUCCUGAGAUAUUGGACAAUUUGGGAAUUGUGGUGGUGGUGGUGUGUCCCACCAGCCCAGCCCCUGGGAGAAGUGGCCUGGCUGGAUCCUGGAUGCUUCCCUGCCCUCCCUUCGCUGGGGAGGUGAGGUCUGGAGAGAGAGAAAUGAGCGGUGGGACGAGUUCCUUUCAACCCUCAGAAAGUUUGAAUGCUGAAGUCCAAACAUUUCUUGUGCCAGAGACCCGUUCCAGAGCUUGUGAUCUCACUGCUGGAUGAGCAGGAUGGUGGAUUUUCCUUGGAAGUUUUGGGGGGUGGGGGUGCCUGUGCUGAGGUUGCUGCCUGGUGCUGGAGGUUCCACACCCAAACAGUGGUGAGAGCACAGAUGUCCCAGCAUUAACGUUACUGCUCUUUCCCACAGGUUUGGAAAAGUUUCCUGCUUUUCCACGAGUGGAGGAGCUCCUCUUCUACCAGCUCUUAGCUCGAGUUUUGCUUUAGAGCUGUUGUUUUUCUUGAGGAAGCACUGACCCAAGAUCAGGCUCAGUGUGUCCACCUGGCUGUAAAUCUGCUCUUGCAUUGCUUUUCUUGGUGGUGUGGAUGGAUUAAGAAUGAGAGAUUUAAUUUCCAGAGCCAUUCGAGACGAAACGAAAUUUGUAGUUAGAUUUUAUUUUUAUUUUUUUUUUACACCUCAGGAGGCCUUUUAAGAGAACUGAGGAGUGAAAGGAGGGAGAUUUGUCCUCUCUCAACCCCUCAGAGUUCUGGAUGUCUUGAUCUGUGGGUGCUGGGCCCUGUGUCCUCCUUCCACUUGGGGCAUCUGAUGUCAGGCAGCAACUUCUGUUUUGCUACUGCGUGCGUUGAGAUGGGGAUGGAAGGGAAUCUUUUCCCAUAAAACACCCAGUAGAAAACAGAUGGGAACAUCUCUCUCCUUCAGCAUCCUCACUGGCUGCCUGCAGAGUUUUCAGGAGCAGAAGAUUUCGCAGCAAGAGGAGCUGACAGUGUUUGCUGUACAUAUUGCACCCGUUCCAUGGAGAAGUUUGGUGAACUCAAAGCUUUCCAGAGUUUUUUCCCCUUUUGCCACUUUUGCAGGCUUGGAAUUCACUUUCCAAGGGUGUGACAGCACCCGAGACUUCUCUUCCUUGGUGAUGUUACCUUCCUGUAUUCUGACAUUGAAACGUGUAAAAACCACUUUGUGUGUUCCUGACGUGACACCUGGGACAGGUGGGUGGAACAGUUGAUUUUUUUUGGGGGGGGGAUGGAGGGCAUUGUUCAUCCAGAACAGUGGGAAUGGGAGAAAAAAGUAUUCCUUCUUCAGGUGGAGAAGAAGCAGGGAGUGAGCUCAUGGAGUGACCUGUCUUCCUGUUGGGUUCUGUCAGAGGCAUAAAUGCUUCACAUUUAGACAUCAGCAGAUGCAGGAUGAAGUUCCUGUGCCAGCAGCUCUUAAAAUGUGCAAUAUUGACCUUUUUUUUUUGUUUUUUUUAUUAUUGUUAUUUUUUUAAUGCAGAAGCAAAGCUGCAGAUGAUAAUUGAGAGCAGGCAUCUGGAAUUUUCUGGUUUGCAUGGUGGCUUUUGAGUCUGCUCUAGAAAAAUAUAUAUAGCUAUGUAUAAAUAGCAGCACUUUUUUUAAUGGUUGCUUUAGGUUGGCCAAUUUUACGCCCACCAAGUGUGUGGACUUUUGAGAGCAACAUUGCAGACUAGGAUUAGAGUUUAAAAGUACUUAAUGAGCACUAAAAACCCCUUGCAAUUUAAUUGCUUCCCUUUCCUUGUCCCCCUAUGGAGAAAAGCCAAGUUUAUUUGUUUAAAAAAGUUGUGUGUGUGCACACAUGCACUUAAUUCUCUGUGAACUUUUAUCACUUUGAGCAGAGGUAUGCAAGAGAACCCAGCCUGGGUUCCUGCUCUUCUCCAAGAAGCUUCCUAAGAUUGCACUGCCAGAGCUGGGGGAGAGCCACGUUUCCCUUUGGGAAUCCCUUGUGCAGAGGAAACUCGGGUGGAAAUGCAGCCUGGAUGGGAUGGUUUUUAUUUGGGAAUAUCCACUGAGGUGGUGGUUGCUUUUCCUUUCCAAGGGAAAAUCAAAAUCCACGUAAGGAUCACAAUCUUAGGAGGCAGUUGGGAAAGCACAGUUGGGAAGGGGGAGAGGAGCAGCUUGCUGCCUUUUCUCCAUUCCAGCUUUCAGGUCACUUAAAGGGAAUAUUAUCUUGUAUAUAUGCUGCCUGAUUAAACACACAUUUACUGACAGGUGUGGAACUGCCAGCUUUUUUUUUUGGAUCACAUCCCUGAGGGAGCACAGCGUCCUGUGACUCCUUGGGGCUCAGGGAUGUGAUUGCUGGUUCUCUGCUAGGUCACUUCAGGAGCACUUUGCAGCUCCUUGCAACUUGUUUUUUAAUUUAGUGUAGGGCAGGUGGGGGUUAAUAGAGGUUCUCUUUUCCUGGCCACGGUGGCAGUUUGCACUGUGGUGGCUUAAAAAGGUGAUAAUUCAGCAUUACAGAAACCUUUUCUUAGCUGACAGUUGAUGCUGCUGGAGCAGCCAUGGGAUUGUGGAAUGCUUGGGAAUAUUUGCAUUGGUUAAUUGGUAGCUGGUGGUAGAAUUGGACUGGAUGAGCAUCUCGUCUUGCUUCUGGAAAUCUCUUUUCCAUGUCACUGCAGAGUUGGGAGUCUCGCACUGCUGGUGCUGAGAUCCCAGAUUCUCAGGAUGCCACUGGCAACACAGACAGUCCAUGGAAGCAGGAAUGUGUCCAUGAUCCCCUCCAGUCACAGAACCAUUCGUGUUCUGUCUCACCUGUGAAGGGAAUCCUGGGGAGGAGGUUUUUUUUGAACAGCAGCUCAAGUCCAGAGCCUUGUUUCAGAACCUGAGCUGUUCCAGCAGUGGCUGAAUGCAAUUCCUAUGCACUGUCUUUGGCACAUUCAAGCUGUUUUGCAAUAGGUCAGCAAGUGAUAAAAUUCCUCGAGUUUGGAAAUUCAGUGUUUUAACUUGGAGCAUCCUCAGACUUCAGUAUCCACACAGUCUUUGGUGUAGGGGAGUGUGUGUGAGAACAGAGAGGCUUCGCCUGUUCAGUGGUUUUGUUUAGGAUGAUUUCUCCCUCUGAUACAUUUUCAGACCUCAGAUUUCUCACCAAUAGAUUCUUCUUGUGUUUAUAGCGUUCCUUCUAAGGACAGUGAAGGCUGCUUAGGUGCAAAUCUCCCUUUUCCCAGCUUCCCACAACGCUGAGCUGCAGCAAGGUCAGGUUCCCUCGUGACUUCAGCUUCCACAUGAGAGCUCUGCAGGCUGAGGUGGGAGGACAGAGCUGUCCUAGAGCAGUGAUGGCUUUCUCAGGUGAGAGUUUUGAUCCACUUCUGUAGCGUUUUCCCAGUGCUGAGCUCAGAACCUGCAGUUCUGACACUCUCUUGUCUCCCAUGAUUUAUUCAUUUAGCUUUUAGUUACCUUUUGCUCCUGUUUUAUAGCAGUUUUGUAUGUACUCCUGGUUUAUGAUUUAACCUCUUCCAUUUUUAAGGCAUAUUUGUUUACAGUACAUCUCAGUGUUGUAUCAAGAGGCUCUCUUGGUAUUGUCAGCUCUGAAAAUCAACUACAGCAGUAGUUACAGAACGUUGUCAGAGUCGACGGGUGUGUUUUAAAACUCGAUGUUUGAGUUUUUGGGUGUCCACAACAGUUUUGUUCUGUUUCAUUUCUUAAUUCUCCAACGUGAGAAAUAGAAUGUGUAUCUGUAAGAGUAGAAAUAGGAGGAAAAAAAAAGAGACCUUCUGGCCUCUAAGGUCGUGGGGAUGGAUGGUUUAUUUUGUCUUAAAAAAAUCACAGAGCGCGGUGUCGCAAAGAGCCCCCCAGGAUGUCACAGUUGGCAGAUCAGUCCAAAAUCUGUGAGGAUUGCAAUCAUGGUGCUCAGGAGCUGUUCAGGAUGUUUGGUGAGGUAUAGGAUGUCUUGCCUAAACAGGGGAUUUUAUGGUUUGAUUGGAGUUUAAUGAAGCUGUUGGGUCUGGACAGCAGAUGUGCUUUGAGGGGAAGCCUUUGGCCGUGGCCAUCCAGGGAUGGUGGGAUGUGGGACGUGCUGGAGCUGCUCUGCUGAGAUCAGGGGCUGUGAAGGUUGAAGGAUAAAAUGCAGUGACAGUUCUGUGCAGUUCUCCAGGGGGUUCCUGCAGGAGGCUCUGUCUUGGAUCAGCCCCUGGGCACACAAAUUCCACCUGGAGUGAGUAGUGUGGAGGUAAGAGCUGGUCCUGGCCAGAGAGGAACUCUUGGAAAUGCAACCAAAUCUUUCUCCACAGCCUAAUUUUAGUCAUAAGGGUACAACAGAGGAGCUGCAAAGCUACAGGGAUGGUACAUCCCUGCAAAUCUGUUCAGCAGCAGCAGCUCCUUUGGAAGUUCCCUGAUGGACCUGGUGCCAUCUGGAGCAGAAAGGUGAAGCUUUGGGUUUAGUGUCUGCUGGAUCUUGACCUGAGGCACGUUAUUCCUGCCUUUUUACCCAGAACAAACAGAAAUAAGGAGGAUCUGUUCACUGCAGAAGGGGGAUUGGUUUUGGGCUGAGCCAGAACCAGGCUCUGCCAGGUAGGAAAGCUGGGCAGGGCCCGUGUUCCUUCUUGGAUGUGUGUGUUAAAGGAUUUCCCUUUUGGAAUAACAAGAUACUUGCUUCAUAAACAUUAUUUUUUGGGGAAAAAAAACACCCUAAAACUGACCAGAGUUGCUUUUUUGUUUACCCCUCCCAAAAAACAUAGUAGAAGGUUUUGCCUGUGGAGCUGUUCCAGCUCCCUGACGAGAAGCACACCCCGAGAGCUGAAAACCUGGGAGGUUUUUUUAGAUUCCUUGUGCCUGGAAUAGCCCUGCAUGGAGCACACGUGUCAUGCCUGACAGGAUGUGUCCAGGAUGGAGUCUGGCUUCCAAAUUUGUAUAAAUACCCCUUGCCCUGUUCACUCAAAGCAGCCACUGCACUGUGCAGUCGCCACUUUUAAACGUUUUGCACACCCUGGGGAGGUUUUUUGGGGGCUUUUACUUUUCUUUUAGUCAGUCAUGGACCCGUGAGUUGCCAAAGGGUAUUUUUAAAAGCAGCUUUGACACUGUUGGAUGCCACAUCUCCUAAAAAAAAAAAAGAAGAAAAAAAAAGUGUCUUAAAUUUGUCUUUGAAUAGUUUUGCGUUCACAGAACAAAAGUUUGGACUCCUUGACUCGAAACACUUCUUCUCUCUUGAGACCAGGCAUUGCAGAAGGUUUUCAUCUCAAAGUGGUUUUGGCAGGGGGUGGAACAGGGUAAUGCUGAACCUUUUGGAGAACAGGGACCUUCAUGGAGACACUGAGUGACCCGUGAGGGGGAGGCUGGAGGUGAUUUUGGAGCCCAUUUCAGCCCUUGAGCAGUACAUGCAGCAGUGCUGUACCAAUAACUGGAAGCUGUUGUUUUUUCUGGUUUUUUUUCUUUAUUUUUAUUUUAACUUUUUAUUUUUUGUUUUUUUUCAAUUGGGGGUUAUUUUUUCAUGGGUUUUUUUUUUUUUUGAACACAGGAAGGCUUUGAGGGUGGCCUCUGCAUGGUUCCUAAGUGUGUGCUGUGUGCUGGGGUGGGGGGGUUCCAAUACCUGGCUUUGCUCGAAGCUCCUUGAGAUGUGUUGUGGUUUGUUCUUUUCUUUUCCUUUUUUUUCUUUUUUUCCUGUUGUUGUUUUCUAUUUUUAUUUUUUUUUUGGCUGGCAUGUCUUAAACCUUCAGGCUUUGAAACUGCUUUCUAGAAUUGUGUUGACUUUUUGUUCUGCUGUUGUUCAGUUGCACAGAGUUUUCUAUAUAUGAUGUGCUAGUUUUGACGUUGAUUCUCUGUGAACAGGGUUGAGAUUUAUUCCUUGUAGUUUUAAAAAAGAAACCAAGUUGUAUCCUAAAAAACUCCCUUUUCAGAUCUUGUUUGUAUCCUGUUGCAGUGUUACCAGAUGGCCUUAUGUACGUCACAGUGUUUUGUGAUAAGUACAGUAGCACAUUUAAUGCUUAUUUCCCCUCUGUUUUUAUAGCUGAGAAGUGUAUUUGUGAUAACAGAGCCGAAUAAACGGGAAAAUUUCUAGGGAAGGGUGGUGGUUGUCUCCCCUAAUGGGUAUUGGGGCAGCUGGAAUUAAUCUGGGACUAAACCCUUCGACUGCCUUGGGAAUUCUGAGGCUCUUGGCAGACGUGGAUCGUGUGCCAGGGGCUUGGAAAUCAGAGCAGCUCCAUUGGCUCCACCACACCUGCUCCGACUUCCCCGGGCUGAGAACCUGCUCUGGGGGCAGCUUUUGGGCUGGGACAGUUCAGGGGAGGGAAGUUUGAAGUGUAAUUUUUAGCAACUUAAGCAAUGACCUGCUCGGCGGUGGGAACGUGGGCCAGUUUUGUCCUGUUUAUUUCUGCAGUUCUGUUCUGGGAAGCGACUUCCUGAUGCCUUCAGUGGGUUUUAUUCCGUGGUUGAAUUUAUUUUUUUUUUUAGGCUAAGCUGGGUUUUCUUGGGCUCCAGCAGCUCUGACAGCUCUGCUGGGAGCAGAUUUCCCUGUCAGGUGACUCCUGACUCUGCCAUGGAUCCAGUUUUACCUUCCUGUGAUUUUAACAGGGGUAAAAACGACACUGAGAACAUUUUCAGUUGCUCUUUCCUGAACAGAAUUGCAUUUUUUUUCUAUAAAUAUAUAUAUAUAGUACCAAGUCUAGAGACAAAGCAAGUUAUGUUGUAGUGAGUGUCUCAACUUCCUACACUGGAGACUUUUCUAGACAUGAUCUUUUAGAGACAACUGUAACCUCACCCCUCUGUGGUCCUUGUUACAGUUGGGUGAACCUGCCUGGGACAGAAAAGCUUCUCAGUCUAACUUUCUUUUUUUAAAUAAUACCUUAUAAUAAGAGUUAUCUUAAUGCCAUUGUGUUAAAAAAAAAAAUGCUGGUAUGUAAUGCAAG